AGCUUUGCAUCCUCCCCACAACCACAGCAAACACUGAGCGGUCCGCGGAGCGCAGCGCACGCAGCGGACUAUCCUCAAGACGGUAAACUAAAGGACAACGGGAGUGAAGAGCAGGAAAGUGCGGCUGGUAAACUUUGGAAAGAAGUGAAGCGCAUCUUCAUUCUGGUGGAUACAUCUACAGAUUGCAGAGAAUACAGAAAUCUCCUCAGCCAUGCAGCACUACGGGGUGAACGGCUACUCUCUGCACGCCAUGAAUUCCCUGAGUGCUAUGUACAACCUUCACCAACAGGCGGCGCAGCAAGCGCAGCAUGCACCUGACUACAGGCCCUCAGUGCAUGCCUUAACUCUUGCAGAGAGACUUGCAGGUUGUACAUUUCAAGACAUUAUCCUUGAGGCCCGCUAUGGCUCCCAACACAGAAAACAGCGACGCAGUCGUACAGCCUUCACUGCUCAGCAGCUGGAGGCCCUGGAGAAGACCUUCCAGAAGACACACUACCCUGAUGUAGUUAUGCGGGAGCGCCUUGCCAUGUGCACCAACCUGCCUGAGGCCCGUGUGCAGGUCUGGUUCAAGAACCGUCGGGCCAAAUUUCGCAAGAAGCAGCGCAGCCUUCAAAAGGAACAACUACAGAAGCAGAAGGAAGCAUCAGGGGCUGCUGAUGGCUCACCAGAAGACUCUAAAACAGACCCCACAACAACUCCUAACUCAACCACUACUGUGGUUCCUGAGGUUUGCACUCCUCCACCUCCUCCUUCCUCCUCUUCAUCCUGUCAUUCAGAGUCAGAAAGGAUGGCCGCAGCACGGCCUCAGCCAGGAGAGUUGAGCGUGGAAGUCAACGUCACGUCCCCAGAGCCAUCGGACAGCGAGUCAGCAGCAGAAGAUAACGCUGAGCGAGAGGAGGAGGAAAUAAGCGGGGAAUCAAGGGUGAAACUCAGGGAGGAGGUGCAAGGAGAGGGGUCUGCCCAGAUGGGUAGCAGCUCUCCAGCCUGCAAAAGACUAAGCCCUACAUCAGACUCUCCAAUAAGCUCCCCUGCACUGCCAUCCUCCAGCAGUGUAACCAGUGGGUUAGUUCAGAGCAACUCCUACGCUUCAUCUCCCCUCAGCCUCUUUCGACUGCAGGAGCAGUUUCGACAGCACAUGGCAGCUACAAACAACCUUGUACACUACCCAUCAUUUGACAUGAGCACUCCCUCCUCCCUGCCCUACUUGGGUAUGAACGUCAACAUGCCUUCCCCACUGGGCUCGCUGCCAUGCCAAUCCUACUAUCAGACCCUAUCACAAGCCCAACAGGUGUGGAACAGCCCGCUGCUGCAGGCGGCACCAAGCAGCCUACCGGGAAGCCUCAACAGCAAAACCACAAGCAUUGAGAACCUGCGGCUGAGAGCAAAGCAGCACGCGGCCUCACUGGGACUGGACACGCUUCCUAACUGAACUCUGGCUCUAUUUUAGGCCAGCAAACCUACUUUACUCUCAACAUCUCAAAGCAACUUUAUGUAUCCAUGCAAAUUUCUGGCAGAAGUCCAAGAACCCAUCACUGUAAUCAUCAGUUAUAUCACAAGACUGUUGGGUGACCAAAUAUUUGAUGUCCAUCCAAAAUGAGAGAUAAAAUUUUGCUGAAUAGCAAAUGCUAAUGUUUAAUUUUAAUUAUGAAAGCCAUGGUUCAAUGGUGAACAGGAGUUAAAGGCCCUUCGAAGCUUUUAGACAACAGAAACUGUGUUAACACACAAAGUUAACACUUAGGAGAACCUACCUGAAUAUGGAUUGUCAACACACACUUUACUGAUUCCUUGUUAUCGUCAUCAGAUAAGAAGAAUCACCCCAAACUAAAAGAAACUUUGACUUAAGGGAUAACAACCAUAAGCAUCUUGACUGCAGUUGCCAUGGAAGGCUCUGGAUCAUUCAUGGAUGUUCUUCAAAUGAAGUCCAGCAAUAUUAGUUGGUGCUCACUUCUCCAAAUGCUCAUCGGCGAUUAAAAUAUAGUUUAAACCUAUUCAUUAAACUUUAAAUGUGCAUGCAUGAGCUCCUCUGGAGCAUGGCUUUUAAGCCACCCAACAAAGCUAUCAUGAGAGCAGAAAGAGACCAGAUGCCACAUACAGUAUGCAGGUCUAAUAACUCACAAUGACCUCCAUGUUCAAAGGUACGAUUCUUAGCUCGGACUAAAUGGUGUUGUAAAUAUCCCCCAAUGCUCAGCUCCACCUGACUUGUUUCAAAGCAAACCAAUUCAACUUUGUGCAUGAGGUUUGAGUGGGAAAAAAAAUCUGUUUAACCUCCAGCAAUGGCUUUAACCACAGAAAUGAAGUACUGGGCAAAAGAAACUGCUGUUGCCAACAUUUUUGCGCUUGCCACUGGCUUGAGCAGAAAGAAAGAUAUUGCUAAAUCUCUGUAUGAUAUAUCACUGUAGAUUAAAGACCUGUAUUUGUCAAUUUGGUUAAGAUAUGAAUAAUUUAUCUGUUUAAUGCAAGAGAAUAAAUUGUAAAUGAAGUGUUAACUGUG
Molecule: messenger RNA, 2491 nt
Organism: Cyprinodon tularosa
Lineage: Eukaryota; Metazoa; Chordata; Actinopteri; Cyprinodontiformes; Cyprinodontidae
Product: diencephalon/mesencephalon homeobox protein 1-A-like
Exons: 5
Coding region: 212-1429 (405 amino acids)
Biological process (GO): regulation of transcription by RNA polymerase II
Molecular function (GO): RNA polymerase II transcription regulatory region sequence-specific DNA binding; DNA-binding transcription factor activity, RNA polymerase II-specific
Source: RefSeq, a predicted model, not a curated record